Molecule: messenger RNA, 2074 nt
Organism: Python bivittatus (Burmese python)
Lineage: Eukaryota; Metazoa; Chordata; Lepidosauria; Squamata; Pythonidae
Gene: HIGD1A
Product: HIG1 hypoxia inducible domain family member 1A
Biological process (GO): mitochondrial respirasome assembly
Cellular component (GO): mitochondrion
Source: RefSeq, a predicted model, not a curated record
CCUGAGGGGCGGGGGCCGGAGGAGAAAGAAUUGAGGCCGCGAGCUCCUCCCGUCGCUUAGAAGCCGGCCGGCGAGCGCGAGGACAAACCGAAGUUAACAUGGCGUCCAGUUCAGACUUUCCUUCCUAUGACAACACCGCAAGUUCAAAGCUGCUCAGAAAAUCCCAGGAAAUGCCAUUCGUCCCAAUCGGUAUGACAGGCUUCCUAGGCCUAGCCGCCUACGGGAUCUACCGACUGAAGCACAGAGGGAACACCAAAAUGUCUAUUCACCUGAUCCACACACGUAUGGCAGCCCAGGGCUUUGUGGUGGGGAGUAUAAUUUGUGGUGUGGUCUAUUCAAUGAUCCGGGAUUACGUCUGGAAGCCCCAGCCCAAGUCUUAGGAACCCCAUUGAAGCGCACCCCUCUCCUGUUCCUCUGUACUGUAGCGAUAGCUUGGCAGCUGACACAGGCUGCGGUGAAAAAGAAGAGCAUAGCUCUAAAUUUGUACCUCUCCCACACAGCAUAACUAACCUUCUCUGCUGCCAGAGUUACUUAAGAUUAGAUGGUUGGUGACAAAAGUCACUUUUUAAUUUUUUUUUGGUUUUCCCAAGAGCACAAAUUGACAUUUGGUAGAUCACAGCCAUGUUCACUGUACACACUUGCCACGUUGGCGCUCUAUGGUCUAGGCAACUCCAGACUUCCUCCCUCAGAGAUGAUAAUUUGGAAAAGCAGGCAAGAAAGUGAAGGGUGACACAUAUCUGGUGUGUGUUUCACCCAGAGAUGAGGAAGUUUUGACUACCUUUACCUGCUAGGUAGAAAUGGAUUUAAAAAGCGAAUGAUCAACCUGCCGAUGCUAAUAAUUUGCUUUCUAAAUCCAUUUCUGUCUAAGAGCAUCCAUGUGACACCCCUGAUGCCCAAUGUUGUGUCCUGGAAAAUGCCCUCCCAAUUGUGUAUGUGCGUGUGUGUUUUUUUUGAAGUGGUAUCACUUUGUUACUUGAUAUUCUGUUGCUCUCACCUAAAGGUGUGCUUGUGACACAGGUGCCACUGCACAGGGAAGAAAACACCUUUGUGGCUAUAAUAGAACAAAUGAUGGGGCAUUCUAACUCUUAGAACAGGAGCCUUCAACCAUAGAUGAAGCUAUUUACAGUUUUAUUUAUUACGCAAUAUUAAACCAUAAAUGUUUAAAUUAUUUAACCAGAAAAGGCAUGGCAGCUUCUUACAUUAAUGUUUUUAUUUGUACAUUCUAUGUGUGUGCGUGCGUGGAAAUAGGCAUCACGGGUGUCCACAGGAUGUGGUAAAGAAAAGUCAGAAUGGCAGCCGUGAUGUUGCAACUGAAGCUGCGCCCUGCAUAAAAAGGUUUCUUGCAAUGCACCUAAGAAGUGGCAGAGCUUCAGUCGCAAUGUCACGGCUGCCAUCGUAUUUUGACCGCACCCUGCGGACAGUUCUACAUCAUGUUCCUUUUUUUAAGUAUUUUGGUACAGGUGAUGUUUUAUGUGGAAGAAACCUGUAUGUAGCAGAUUGGAUGGAAAUCUUUGACGCACAAGCUGAUGGCGGUAGAGGCCCUUAAUUGCUGCUUCUGCCUUUGGGAGGUGGCUGAAACUUGUCUCUGCCUCCAUCUGUGCCCCUCCCCUAAAGGCGGAGGGCGUCGUGACUUACACAGAGGGCAGGGCAGGCACGGUGGGGGUAAAGAAAUCCUGCCUUAUUAUAUUCUUUUAUCGCAUGUUUAGAAAAUGUCCUCGCUGUGGGUCUAUAAUCUUCAGACAUCACCAUCAUGUUAAGAGUUUAUGGGUGGGCAUCCCAGCUGUGCGAAAAGCAGGUCUGUAAAAUCCUGUCUGUCCACAAGGUGCUUGCUAUCCCUUGGUUGUAUUGUGGUGCGAAUGCUGCUGUCCAGCCCAAUGUGAGUUCAACCCAGUGUUGCUGAUUUUAUUAAACAGUGUAUGUAAGAACAUUGGUAACUCAGCUGGUUUGCGUGGUCUCUUGUUCUGUGCAGUCUUUGAGUGUUUAUUUUUGCUUACUUCAUCUUGGUCGUGGUGCCCGCACGUAGGGUGGGCUUUCAGCAGCAGCAAAAUUGGAAAAAUAAAGAGCACGUGUCAAA